This is a messenger RNA of Diachasmimorpha longicaudata, 3737 nucleotides long. It is a transcript of the gene Spt5, whose product is annotated as transcription elongation factor SPT5-like. Gene Ontology annotation, molecular function: mRNA binding; protein binding. Gene Ontology annotation, biological process: transcription elongation-coupled chromatin remodeling; regulation of DNA-templated transcription elongation; transcription elongation by RNA polymerase II. Gene Ontology annotation, cellular component: DSIF complex. Bases 262 to 3603 code for a protein of 1113 amino acids. The record is from RefSeq and is a predicted model, not a curated record. The transcript is spliced from 2 exons. NCBI's taxonomy places the organism in Eukaryota, Metazoa, Arthropoda, Insecta, Hymenoptera, Braconidae.
AUCAAUUCAAUAUGGCGACACUAUCAAUUCAAUGUUGUUAUUCAACUCGAUUGUUAUCGUCACAACAAAGCAUUUGUGAUCAGGUAAUGGAAUACAUUAGUGCAAAUUUUCGUGAUAACGCUUAUCAAUGACGAGAAUCAGUACUCUGGGUGGAAGUAGAGAAGGGGGGAGGGGGCAAUCGAUGGCGCAGUGAUGAAAACAAAUUGUGAGUAAUUGAUGUUGAAAUAAUAUUCAGUAGUAGAAGAUCUGCACAGUGGAAGAAUGCCAAUAUCAAAAGAGGGAAAUUACUCGGGUUCGGAGAGCGAUCAUGGAGUGUCUGACAGUGAAGUGGAGGAUAAUCAGUCCCUCAAGUCAGGGAGUGGAAUAUCGGUUUCACCAAAUCGUUCCAGAUCUCAGAGUCACUCGCGUUCACGAUCAAACUCAGCAUCAGGUUCUGAUCGAGUGCGAGAAGACGAGGCUGAGGAGGCAAAAUCCGGUGGUGAUGAUGAGGAGGAAGAGGAGCCCUCCGAACCUGAGGGCGAGGACCUUGACAGUGAGGAGGAAGAGGAUGAUGAGGAUGAGCGACCAAGAAAGAAAAAGAAAAAGGACAGAAUCUGUGGCUUUAUCGAUGAUGAGGCUGAGGUUGAUGAUGACGUCGAGGAUGAUGAAGAGUGGGAGGAGGGGGCACAAGAGAUUGGAAUUGUUGGCAAUGAGGUGGACGAGCUGGGGCCAACAGCCAGGGAGAUUGAGGGCCGUAGGCGUGGAACCAAUCUUUGGGACUCCCAGAAAGAAGAUGAGAUUGAAGAAUAUCUGAGAAAGAAAUAUGCAGAUGAGUCUGUUGCAGCUAGACACUUUGGUGAUGGGGGUGAAGAUAUGGGGGAUGAGAUAACCCAGCAGACACUUUUGCCCGGGGUUAAGGAUCCCAACUUGUGGAUGGUUAAAUGUAGAAUUGGCGAGGAGAAGGCCACUGUACUGCUGCUAAUGCGAAAAUUUUUGACUUAUCAAUUUACCAAUGAGCCACUUCAGAUAAAAUCAGUGGUAGCACCUGAGGGGGUCAAGGGUUAUAUUUACAUUGAGGCGUAUAAACAGCCUCAUGUUAAAUCGGCAAUUGAAAGCGUUGGUAAUCUUAGAAUGGGUAUUUGGAAGCAGCAGAUGGUGCCUAUCAAAGAGAUGACUGAUGUACUUAGAGUUGUCAAGGAGCAAACAGGAUUGAAGGCUAAACAAUGGGUGAGACUCAAGAGGGGAAUCUACAAAGAUGAUAUAGCCCAGGUUGAUUAUGUCGAUUUAGGACAGAAUCAGGUUUAUCUAAAGCUAUUGCCGAGAAUUGAUUACACUAGGCCUCGAGGAGCUUUGAGAACUGCACAAUCUGAGAGCGAGGCUCUCAAAAGAAAGAAAAAGAGACGGCCACCAGCAAAACCAUUCGACCCUGAGGCUAUUCGCGCUAUUGGGGGAGAGGUAACUAGCGACGGUGAUUUUCUUAUAUUUGAGGGUAAUCGAUACAGUCGUAAAGGAUUUUUGUACAAGAAUUUUACGACUAGUGCGAUCAUUGCUGAUGGAGUAAAGCCAACAUUGUCCGAGCUCGAGAAAUUUGAAGAGGCACCUGAGGGUAUUGACAUUGAGUUGAGUGGAACAAAUGGAGCUAUUGGAAAGGAUGAUGUUGCUAUUAGUCACUCAUUUAGUACCGGGGACAAUGUUGAAGUCUGUGAGGGUGAGUUAAUGAAUCUCCAGGGGAAAAUUGUAUCGAUCGAUGGCAAUAUGAUCAUGGUCCUGCCUAAGCACGAAGAACUCAAUGAACCCCUGGAGUUCCAAUCCAAUGAGCUGAGGAAAUAUUUCAAGAUGGGAGAUCAUGUGAAAGUUGUUGCUGGAAGGUAUGAGGGUGAUACUGGAUUGAUUGUCAGAGUUGAACAGAAUCGUGUGGUACUAUUCUCAGAUCUAUCAAUGCACGAGUUAGAAGUACUGCCCAGGGACUUGCAACUGUGUUCAGAUGUAGCAACUGGAGUUGACAGGCUUGGACAGUUUCAGUGGGGCGAUCUUGUUGAUGUUGAUAAGCAAACUGUUGGCGUUAUUGUUCGUCUUGAGCGUGAAAAUUUCCAUGUACUGCAGAAUGACGGUAAAGUUGUGCAGAAGAGGCCACAGGAAUUGACCAAGAGGCGAGAGAAUCGCAAUACAUUUGCCCUUGAUCAUCAGCAAAAUGAAAUUCGUAAAAAGGAUAUAGUUAAGGUCGUUGAUGGGCCGCAUACCGGUAGAGAUGGUGAAAUUAAACAUCUCUAUCGAAGUUUUGCAUUUGUACAUUCACGAAUGUAUGUAGAUAAUGGGGGAAUUUUCGUCUGCAAAACGAGAUAUCUUCAAUUGGCUGGUGGUACCAAAGCUGUAUCCGCAAUUUCUCCGUUGUUGGGUUCCAUGUCACCGAGAAUCAGUUCUCCAAUACAUCCAAGCGGUGGUUUUACACGGGGCGGUGGCAUUGGAUGCGGUGGUGGUAGUAGGGGUCGUGGCCGAGGUGCUGGUCCGCGUCGUGAUCGCGAGCUCAUUAGUACGACUAUUAAAAUCACAGGGGGCCCGUACAAGGGUAAUGUCGGCAUCGUCAUUGAUGCUAAUGAGAGUACUGUUAGGGUUGAACUCCACUCCAUGUGUCAAACAAUCUCCGUUAAUAGAUCGCACAUUGCCAAUAUCGGUGUUCAAACCAAAGAAGGGGGAUUCAGCUCCUACAGUCGUACACCAGCUUACUCCACUGGUGGACAGACACCAAUGUAUGCCAGAGAUGGAUCCAAAACGCCCAUGCAUGGAUCACAAACUCCAAUGUACGAGAAUGGCUCUAGAACACCUCAUUACGGCUCUAUGACUCCCUCGCACGAUGGUUCACGAACACCUGGCCAGUCGGGGGCGUGGGAUCCAACGGUCACCAAUACUCCGGCAAGGAAUAACGAUUUUGAUAAUUACAGCAUUGAGGAUGGUGGCUCACCGGGUUAUGCACCGGGUUAUCCAGCCACGGGGGGGCCCUUCACUCCCCAAACACCUGGCACUAUGUAUGGCUCUGAGCAGAGCUACAGUCCUUAUCAGCCUAGUCCCAGUCCCGUUGCCAGUGCUACUGCUAGCCCCAGUCCUGUCGGAUACGUUGCUACGCCCUCUCCAUCGGGGACUGGCUACACCACCAGUCCACACGGAGUCUUUCCCUCUCCCUCCCCCAUGAGUUACAGCCCAAUGACUCCUGGAGCCGUUGGUAGUCCUUACAAUCCACAGACACCGGGGGCUGGUUUGGAUACUGCAAUUAGUGGGGGAAUCAUGGGGAAUACCGAAUGGCACACUGUAGAUAUCGAAGUGAGAAUUAGAGAUUCACAUCAGGAUCCUGCACUCGCUGGACAACAAGGGAUCAUACGGGGAAUAUCUGGUGGAAUGUGCGCUGUAUUUCUACCCGCUGAAGAUCGUGUCGUGAAUCUGGUUUGCGAGCAAUUAGAACCAGUCGUACCCACCCACGGUGAUAGAGUGAAGGUCGUUCUUGGUGAAGAACGUGAGGCUGUUGGCACUCUUUUGUCUAUUGACACCCAGGAGGGUGUUGUUAAACUUACCACUGGAGAGUUGAAAAUGUUGCAGUUGAGAUAUCUCUGUAAAAUGAAAACCCCACCAUAAUAAUUUGUGUUUAAACGUUUGUAUGUUAUCCCAGUGAUUUAAUCGUAUAAAUCUGUGAAAUAUAGCUUUAUAAUCUGUCGUGAUCCACCUUGUAUUUUAUUAGUCAAAUAAAUAUUAGAAAUAUGAUAAUACAA